CAUCUAAAUCAAACCUUCGCCAUGCCCAAGCCCGAUAAGCCAGACAAACACGCCGCGGCGUCCCAAGCCGUUGAUAUUCUCGAGGAGAUUGCCGCCAUGCUGAACUGCCACAUGGAUCGUCGCAUGCUGUCGACGUGCAUCUCAUUGAUUGAACAGGGCGUUCAUCCCGAGUCACUAGUUCAAGUCAUCAAGGAGCUGCGUGAGAUUGCCGACGAGACGAGGCGCGAGCAGCAAGAGGCCGCUAUAGCCAAUAGCCGUCGGUGAAACCAACGUCAACCGCGCUUCUUUAAAAUGAUUUUCAGAUUGAUGUUUUGCGCACCGUUUGACAUUUUUGGGGGCUUUUCUUUUCUUAUGAAAUGUAAUGAGUGUUACUUGCUUUUGAGCUGGGAUCCUAUCAACUAUUCUUCAUGGCGCUCAAGGCGUGUGUGUUUACAAAGGGCUAUAUAUUACCACCGAGGGAUGAAACUACUGUUUUACAUAGUAAAUGUUGAAUUAAGUA
Trichoderma atroviride IMI 206040 is the source of this 499-nucleotide messenger RNA. RefSeq lists its product as uncharacterized. The record is from RefSeq and is a predicted model, not a curated record. Gene Ontology annotation, cellular component: mitotic spindle pole body; interphase microtubule organizing center; gamma-tubulin ring complex. Lineage: Eukaryota; Fungi; Ascomycota; Sordariomycetes; Hypocreales; Hypocreaceae. Gene Ontology annotation, biological process: gamma-tubulin complex localization; mitotic spindle assembly; microtubule nucleation by interphase microtubule organizing center.